AUGGAGAAUGUAACUUCUAUGGUACAAAGAAAUGAACAGGAACAACAGGAGGGAGACAAUAAUGAAGCUUUGCAACUUGUUAAAAACGAGGAACGUCAGGAGAUGGCGGCUAGCGAGUCCAACGUGAACAGUGAAAGCGCCGGUGCAGCGGCCACCGCGUCAGGAUCGGAGUCCAACGGCGAACCACACUCGGUGAUCACCUCGCGACGCGCCCUAAGGACUAUAACGACAGCCGGCCACAUAACCGACGCCUCGGACGUUAACGAUGAGGGCGUAAAGGACGAGCCCCCUGAACAAUCCCAGCAACUAGAACAUGAACAGAUGCAGUACGCGCCUAAGAUAGAGGACUCAGAUGGGCGCAGCGCCGCCACACAUUACGACGAGGAGAGACUGCGGAUGGCAGAGGCUGAAACAGCUCGAUACUUAGCGUUCAAACAGGAGCCAUAUCGCUCACUGCAGUCCCCGACGCCUGCGCCACAGGACAAAAGACUACCACCACCGCAGCAACAGCACGCGCGAGGGCCGCCGCCGCGGUCCGCGUACGGCAGAGGGCUCGCUCUACGUUAUGGCACAUCUCACCACGUCAUAGUGGCGCAGGAAGGCGAGACCGAGGAUCACUCACACGAAGUGUUCCUACAGAAAGAAAAAGCCGAACAACUCCAACAAGCCUACGUAACUGAAGCUGCAAACGCACAGGACGGUAGACAAUACGGCGCCGUACUGAGCGAUCAAGUCGCCGUCUCCUCCGCCUUGGAGAUGAUACAGACUACAUCUCUAAGCAACCAGCAAGCGGUCGGCGUUGCGUACCAGCAGGUAAAGUAUGAGUCGCGGGGCGAGGGUGAGCCCCGGCCGACCACGUACGCCAGCCUGCAGCCGGUGACGUCGGUGUACAGUGCGAGCGGCUACACGUAUUCGGGGCAGAGCCCGCAGUACGCGGCAGCGGGCUACAGCGCGUACGGCGGCGGCAAGGAGCUGCUGACGCUGUACGGCGCGGGCGCGGCCCCGCGGGGCGACGACUCGCCCCCCGGCCUGCUGUACCGCAGCGACCCUACGCUGUCCUCCUCGUCGCUCAACACGCGCGGCGCGCACGUCGUGUACGGCUCCGUGGUGCCGCAGUCGCAGGCCGUGUAUGAAACGCCGCCCAGCCCUAAUUCUCAGCAGGUGAACGUGCUGUACACGCACGGCAACACGGUGCAGUACAAGGUGGGCGGCGAGCACUACCUGGGGCAGGGCGGCAGCGUGGAGUACGUGCCCGUGUCCGGCUACGAGGGCGGGCUGCUGGUGGAGAGCUACGCGGCGCCCACGCAGGCCUGGCCCGGCCACAAUCUGCUGCCCAUCGACGACAGCUUCGACCCCAGUAUGACGGGAAUGGGAGAAAUGAAAGAGUGCGUGAACUGCGCGGCGGCGACGACCCCGCUGUGGCGGCGCGACGGCACCGGCCACUACCUGUGCAACGCGUGCGGCCUCUACACGCGCAUCAACGGCGUCAACCGACCGCCGCUCAAGGGGCAGAAGGCGAAGCCGCCGCAAGCUCUCCCCACCAACGGCAACCGGCGCGUGGGCGUCACGUGCGCGAACUGCCGCACGUCCAACACGACGCUGUGGCGGCGCAACAACAACGGCGAGCCCGUCUGCAACGCCUGCGGCCUCUACUACAAGCUGCACAACGUGAACCGGCCGCUGAGCAUGAAGAAGGACGGCAUCCAGACACGCAAGCGGAAGCCGAAGAGCAUGGGCGGCGGCGCGGGCGGCGCGGGCGUGGCGCGCGGCGCUCUCUCCGUGGAGGCACACUCGCACAAGGUGCUGCCUCCGCUGUACGCGGCGGUGGAGGGCGCGGGCGCCGGCGCGCCGCUGCUGCUGCUGCCCGCCAGACACCACGAGCUCGCGUGA
Messenger RNA from Melitaea cinxia (Glanville fritillary), 1890 nucleotides. RefSeq names its product transcription factor elt-1-like. Gene Ontology annotation, biological process: cell fate commitment; negative regulation of transcription by RNA polymerase II; positive regulation of transcription by RNA polymerase II. The record is from RefSeq and is a predicted model, not a curated record. The transcript has 7 exons. NCBI's taxonomy places the organism in Eukaryota, Metazoa, Arthropoda, Insecta, Lepidoptera, Nymphalidae. Gene Ontology annotation, molecular function: zinc ion binding; DNA-binding transcription factor activity, RNA polymerase II-specific; RNA polymerase II cis-regulatory region sequence-specific DNA binding. The coding region runs from base 1 to 1890 and encodes 629 amino acids.